AUGGCGGAGAGCGAGGCGGCGGCGUCGUCGUCGGGGUCCGGGGGGUGUCCGUGGUGGGCGUCGGGGGUGCCGCUGACGGCGCUGAACUACGCGGUGCGGCGUCGGCUGGGGCUGUUCCUGAACCCGCGCGCGCCGGUGGCGGCCGACUGGACGGCGCUGGCCGAGCGGCUGGGCUACGAGUUCCUGGAGAUCCGGGGGCUGGAGGGCGACGCCGACCCCACCGCCCGCCUCCUCGCCCACUGGCCCGCCCGACGCCCCGACCGCGCCACCGUCGCCCACCUGCUCGCCCACCUGCGCGCCCUCCGGCGCCACGACGCCCUCGACGACCUGGCGCCGCGCAUGGAAGAGGAUUGUAAGCGGUACCUGGAGAGGAAACGGCAGGAGGCCGAGCAGCCCCUUCAGGUCCCUGCGGUGGACAGCAGCCAACUGAGGACACUGGAAUCACAUGGCAUCACCACACAAGAUGACCCCUUGGGGCAAAACCCAGAGCUGUUUGACGCCUUCAUUUGUUACUGCCAGAAGGACAUUGAGUUUGUGCAACAGAUGAUCCACGAACUGGAGAACACGGAUCACAAGCUGAAGCUCUGCGUCUUCGACCGGGAUGUUCUGCCGGGGUCAUGCGUCUGGACCAUCACCAGCGAACUGAUAGAGAAGCGGUGCAGGAGAAUGGUGGUUGUCAUUUCAGACGAUUACCUCGACAGCGAAGAGUGUGACUUCCAGACCAAGUUUGCCCUCAGCCUCUCCCCCGGGGCUCGUAUGAAGCGGCUGAUUCCGGUGAAAUGCAAGCACAUGAAGAAGACGUUCCCGAGCAUUUUGAAGUUCAUUACAGUCUGCGACUACACCAACCAGCACACCCAGAAGUGGUUCUGGAUACGGCUGGCCAAAUCCCUCUUGCUGCCAUGAUGCAAAGCAGCAAGGUUGGGG
Messenger RNA from Euleptes europaea (tarantolino), 924 nucleotides. It is a transcript of the gene MYD88, whose product is annotated as MYD88 innate immune signal transduction adaptor. The record is from RefSeq and is a predicted model, not a curated record. The coding region runs from base 1 to 903 and encodes 300 amino acids. Lineage: Eukaryota; Metazoa; Chordata; Lepidosauria; Squamata; Sphaerodactylidae. Gene Ontology annotation, cellular component: plasma membrane. The transcript is spliced from 5 exons. Gene Ontology annotation, molecular function: Toll-like receptor binding; TIR domain binding. Gene Ontology annotation, biological process: innate immune response; MyD88-dependent toll-like receptor signaling pathway; defense response to Gram-positive bacterium.